This is a messenger RNA of Podospora pseudocomata, 180 nucleotides long. RefSeq lists its product as uncharacterized. Lineage: Eukaryota; Fungi; Ascomycota; Sordariomycetes; Sordariales; Podosporaceae. The record is from RefSeq and is a predicted model, not a curated record. The transcript is spliced from 3 exons. Bases 1 to 180 code for a protein of 59 amino acids.
AUGACUCGGAGGCUUCUUUUUCGCCAGCGCUCCCCCCACCCUUUCUUUGGGCGGUCCGAAAUCCAAAUCAUCGAGUCGGAAAGCGAUCAGCAAAGUCCUAGCAAAACUCUGAGUGUUGCGUUGCUAGAAAAUCCUAAGUUUCCGCCCUUUGUCACGCUCAUUCCCGCAAGUUACCUUUGA